This is a messenger RNA of Mytilus californianus (California mussel), 7316 nucleotides long. RefSeq lists its product as uncharacterized. The record is from RefSeq and is a predicted model, not a curated record. The coding region runs from base 134 to 3049 and encodes 971 amino acids. Gene Ontology annotation, biological process: Notch signaling pathway; protein ubiquitination. The transcript is spliced from 7 exons. NCBI's taxonomy places the organism in Eukaryota, Metazoa, Mollusca, Bivalvia, Mytilida, Mytilidae.
CUUUAGUAUAGAAACUGAAACUAUGCAAACCACAGAAAGUUCUACAAAAUUAAUCACAAUGUGAAAACAAGUUAAUAUCUUCAAUGCAAAUUGAAAUGCUUUGACAUGCUAUGAUAUAGAUGAAUAAUGUGCCAUGGCAGGAGUAAGAGUUUCACAGAUUUCUCGUGACCUGGAUGGCGAAGAUCUGAAGAUAUACUUUAGCAACACAAAACAUGCUGGUGGAAAAAUAGACAAGAUUUACUUCCCUUUACUCAACAAUGAUGCAGUCAUAUUUUUCCGAGAUCAAGAAGUUGUUGACUUACUUCUAUCCAGAGAUCACAACAUUGAUGGGCAUGAUGUACAUGUUGUCAGAACAGAUCCAAUGAUAUUCUCAGAAAUAUCAGCCAAACUCAAUCCAGAAAUAUCAUCUUUAGUAGCAGUAUCCAAUAGAAUCAAAGAUCGUUUAGAAUAUGUCAUUGAGGUACAAUUGGAAGAAAACCCAGAAGAUCACUGUAUAGAGUUGAUUGGAAACAUUUUUCAGAUUGAACUGGCAUGGAAUGCUAUUAACCAUUCUCUCAAAACACAACGUAAAAUCCAUUCAAAAAUUUACCAAAGGCAAGAAUCUAAGGAUGGAGACAGAGAAAGGUCAAAAUCAAGGACAGAUGAAGAUAAUGAUGCUAGAGAGUCUAGUUUUACAGUAAGUCAUGAUUCUCUGUCACACAAGUUUAGAGAAAGGACACCUGGGAAAACAGCAAGAAAUGUGUCCCAAGAAAUUCCUUUUAGUAACCUUGAUUCUGACCCUUAUACAUCACAUGGUUAUCAGAAACGGUCUACAGCUAGAUUUGUAGAGGAAUCUGCAAAUAGGAGACCAAUUUCAUCCCACAAGAAGGGAUCAGUGUUAAAGGAAGUUGACAAUGUGCCAAGUUAUUCAUCGUCACAUUAUGACUCCAAUCAUACAGAUCCUGAGGUAAGACCAAAGACUGGCACCAUUACUCAGCCAAACCAAACAGAUAAUGAUAGUACAAUUCCAAAAUUAUCCUGUUUUGACCAGUUAGAACCUGAUUUAUCUGGUACAUUGAAAAGGAGUGAUAGAACACAGUCACAUCACCUGAAGUCAUUGAGUUCAAAUCCUGACUACAUAAAUGUACAUCCCUCAGAUUCAAUAACUGUACUUGGUAGUGAGACAUAUCAAGUUACUGAGCCAAAAAUUCAUAUAACCAACAUCGGUGACAUAUCUGAUGACACAGAUGAAGAUGAAGUUCAGAAGAUUUUCAAAAGUUCUAAAGGGUCAUCUGAUAGUGAAAGGUCUCGACAGGCCAAUGACACAUUCAGAGAAUUCUCCACUACCAGUCCACAGAGAAGUUUUCCUGAGGAGAAACCAACAGGGAACCAGUCUCUGUUUUCUACUGAUUUUUCUCUAUCCUCUUACCAAGAAUUUACUGUAGGAAAUCUUAAAGUUGUUGUGACGCUCCAAAACAUAACUGCAGUUGAAACAGAUGGAUUAGUGAAUGCAGCAAAUGGGAGUUUAUAUAAUGGUGCUGGGGUUGCAGGCGCCAUCUCUAAAGCUGCUGGUUAUCGUCUAGAAACAGAGUGUGAAGACUUCAUCAAAAAUCAUGGGAAUAUGGGUACAUCACAGGUGAUGCAUACAAGUGCUGGAGGUCGAUUGAAGGUCCGCCAUAUUCUACAUGCUGUUGGCCCAAUCUGGUUGGAACAAAGACAAGAGAGAUGUACUUAUGAAUUGAUACAGACUUACAUGAAUUGUUUUGAGUAUGCUGAUUCUAAACUAAAGAUAUCAUCUGUCAGCGUUCCUUGUAUAAGCUCAGGUAUAUUUGGUGCCCCUUUGGAUACCUCAGUUCAGUGCUUUUUAGAUGCAGUUUUGUUAUAUUAUGACAAGAACAAGUCCAAUGUGAGGCAAAACUUGAGAGAAAUUCACAUGGUAAACAAUGAUGAGGAUGCUGUGGUUACAACAAUUGUUAUUAUACAUUCUCUUCUGGAAGGAGGAGUACCAAUAGCCGUACAGACAGCAAAGGUCAAGUUUUUAGAACUGAAGAAGAAGGUGGAUAUAAGUAAUCCAAGGUACUAUUCUCAUACAGACGAUUGGGGUCCUCAGACCCUACCUGUCCAGGGUAAUAGUUUACGACGAACUUCAUCAAUGGACCGGAACUCUGCAAGAUCUAAAUCAGACAGACAUGAAUUCAAAACAUCAGGUUAUAAUCCAAGUAAUGUUAAUUCUUCUGCUGUGCCAAAGUUUUCUUCCCCAAGAACGACCAAUAGUAAGACAUCUGGUAUUGGUACUAAAUCGUCUGGGAAGUCUCCACUUCUAAAACAAACUCUGACAAACCCCUCCUCACUGAGACCAAAGACAGCACCAAGUAAAAUCAAAGACUCAAGGUUAAGGACCGAUGAGAGUGGACAGAACAGUGAUUACAAGUUAACAAGUGAUUUAAGAAUGAAUGGAGAUUUUGAUGGAACAGCUAGUCUCCCAGCACAUCUAGUUUAUCAAAAUCAUAUUGAAGAAUGCCCUAUCUGUUACGAGAGAAUGAAAAAUCCCAAAACUCUGGACAAAUGUGGACAUUCAUUCUGUCAGAAGUGUGUUGACAGACAUUUUGCCAAUGGGAAACCUGUUUGUCCAACCUGUGGUACUCUGUAUGGCAUUGUCAAGGGAGAUCAGCCAUUAGCGUCAAUGACAUAUAAGAUAGACAGAUUGUUGAAGAUACCAGGUUAUGAGGAUAGUGAUGGAGCCAUUGUUAUUCAGUAUGAUGUUCCAGCAGGGGUCCAAAUGAGAAAUCAUCCAACUCCAGGAAAAAGAUACAAAGCCUUAAAGAGGACGGCUUAUUUACCAAAUAACAGUGAGGGAAAGCAGGUCUACAAACUUCUAAAGAGAGCAUUUGAUAACAAAUUGAUCUUUACCAUUGGAGCAUCACGGACAACAGGGAAGGAAGAUGUUUUAACCUGGAAUGAUAUCCACCACAAAACCAAUGUGGAUGGAGGACCAACCAAAUUUGGCUAUCCAGAUUCUACUUAUAUGAACAGAGUUAGAGAAGAACUUGCAGCUAAAGGCAUUGUAUAAUUAUAUUUUUCUGAUUGACAGAUUUUGUUAUAUAUAAUGUUAUUUUGAUUCCUGAACUCAUUUGGUUAUGGCAACUUCUUUAGAUUUGAAUUGAUAUGUAUUAUUAAUCAUCUGUAUUGUGGAUAGCAUUUUUAUGCCCUGUCUACAAUAGUAAUAGAGGGAAUUGUGUUUUCCAGUCUGUGUGUCCAUCCGUCCAUUAGUAUGUCUGUUAAUUAAUCCAUUUGUCUUCAAGUUCUGUAUCAGGUUUAAGUUUUGAUAAAGGGUAGUUUGUGGUCACAUCAAAUUUAAAUUUAGUACACAUGUUCAUUAUAAAGUGAACCAAUUAAUAUAUAUAGGAAAAAAGUAAAAUAACAAAAAUACCAAACUCCAAGGAAAAUUCAAUGCGGAAAGUCCCUUAACAAAUGGCAAAAUCAAAAGCUCAAACACAUCAAACGAAUGGAAAACAACUGUCAUAUUACCAUACCUGUCAACCUAUAACAAUGAAAUUGCAGGUGAUGACCUGCAAAGAAGAAUGAAAUCUCAGGUCAUAACGCGUACGAACUUUUUCGAGCUGAAUUUCAGUAUUUAGGGGACAUUUUUCUUAUAAUUUAUAUCAAAGUGUCCAAAACAUGUCCACAUGGUUAAGUAAUUUAAAACUGUACAUAUUAUUAUUUCAUUGCACCUAGAGUCCAUUGAUAGAUUUGUGUUCCUGUUCAUAUUCAUUCCAUGACAUAAAUGUGCCACUUUGUGUUUUCUUUACAUACAUUUUUUUUUUUAUCUUUAGUUUUCUUUACAUACGUUUGUGCAGCUUUUGAACAGUAAAUCAUAGCAUUGGUUGAUAUUAGAGUAUAAUAAAAUAAAGUUAAACAAUUAAAGGAGGUAUAGAUGAAAAAAGUAAUUUUCAAAAUUUUUAUUUUUUAAUUCUUCUAAGGUAGAACAAUAAGUAAAAGUAUUAUUCUGAUAUGUUUGUGCAUUCAAUUCAUUUUAGAUUUAAUCUUUUUACAAUAAAAAACCAUAAGUUUAAGGAGUAUAUUGUAUAUUGACAAAAAAGGGGAAGUAACUUUGAAACUUUAAAACAACUUUGAAAUACACAAAUUAUUUACGACCUAAAGCUAAGGUAAUUGGUGUUAAUUAACAGUGUGUUUGACACCAAAGCUGUCAAGUGAAGCCAUGCACUGAAAUGGGUCAAUUGAGCUGAGUUUACAUAGCUAGUUGAACUUCUUGUCCAGGAAGAAUUACGAAUUUGCCGGUAUUUCAUUGAAAUCACUUUAUAUCUAAUCAGUCUGAAGGCUAAGGAAUCCGGGUGGAAACGGGUUAUUUUUCGAAUUCCCGGGUUAUUUGGUCAUCCGGCAGGUGUUCCGGGUGACCCCUCAGAAUUGUAAAAAUCUCGGGUCACACCCGCAGGAUCCCAGUCAGUUGACAGGUAGUUCAUUGAGCAUGAAAAUGUUAUAGUUAAUAUUUUUGCUUUAAUUUAGUUUAAAAGUUAUAAAACCAAUAUGUUAAGUAUUAUUUAUAACAGGAGUAGCAUAAAAUAUUUUAGUCUUUUUUUUAUGUGUUUCCUAGUGAAGAAACUUUGAUCUGAUAAAAAUCAAAACAAUAGUCAUAGAGUUAUUUGCUAUCUGAAAAUUAUUGAGACAAAAAUAUAUUACCAUUAUCAUAAGAAUAUGACAUGUCACAGUUUGGUUUAAAUUCUGACAUCUCAUUAUAACUGUCUGAUAUUAAGUGCUAAAAAUGGUCCGUCCUGUGAGAUUGUAUUUCUAAUAAAAGAUCUGAAUAAAUAAUUUGAGGAAUUUUUCAUGUAUAUUGUUAUGUGUAGAGAUAUUUCUUAUGCUAUGUAUUUUGUUAUGUGUAGUUUACAAAGAUGUUUUUUGUGCAUAUAUUGUUAUGUAUAGUGUACAUGUAUUUCUUAUGAUAUGUAUAUUGUUAUGGUAACUUGUAAAGGCAGCAUGUAAAAAACAUUUAUUUAAGUUGUAAGAUUCAUUGAUGUAUAUAAUUGUAUUCAAAUUUGGUAUUUGGACCAGACACAAUCUUUGUCUAGACUUUAACUCAGUCUUAUCCAUGUAUUCUUUAGUGCUAUAAAAUCUUUUAUGAUUUCAAAUAAAAAAACAUAUAAUUUGCAUUUCUUAUAAAAGCUUAAAAAGGACAAGAGGUGAUAAGGGUUAAAUCUGCCUUAUUUUUAACUGAAAUAUCCACUUUUGAUUCAAGAUUUCCAUUUAUGUCAGUUUUAAAGAUAAGGUAUUGCAAAGCCAAAAGCAAAAACAGGUAGUUUAUGAAUCAUUUUGUUAUAAUAAAUGUUCUUGUGACAUCAUGGCAAAAGCCCUUCUUUGUGUUUUUGUGAAAAAUUCAAUUUAUGCUAUCUUUUGAAACCCAAUUUUGAUGAAUAUUCAUGAUAUUUGAAAUUCCUUAUGGUUUAAAUUUUGUACAAACAUAUCAAUUAUGAAUUGUGCAAAAAUCAUCUGAUUUUGUCAUACUUUGAUUUUUAUGCCUAAUAUGGCCCUUAUCCCUCUCACCUAUUUUUUCAUUUAUUUGUUUCAUAUUCUUCUCUCCAAUCUGAAGGUAGACAGUUUGUCAGCUGAAAAAAAAUUAGAAAAAAUAAGAAGUUUCUGUUGACAGUGUUAGUGUUUAUUGCAGAGAAGAUCAAACUUCUGUUUUGGCCUCAUAUUUCUCUUAAGAAUGCUAUUUAUAACACUAUUUUCUGUAAGUUACCAUAGAUUGAUUGCCUUAUAAUUAUAACUUGAGGUCUAAAUCCAUGAAGGUUAGAUUGUCUAAAUCACAAAUAAUAUUUUGUCUCGCUUUGACAGAGUCAAAAAGCGAGACAUAGGUAUGCUGUUUCUGGCAGCGGCGGCAGCGGCAUCAACACUGUAUUAGUUUGUGAUUAGGUCUAGUUUAUGGUGAACCACUAAUGGUAGGUCAAUGAUAUUUGGUAUGCAGUUGUAUUAACAUUGGCACAUCUCAUUUCCAUGGAGAUUAUUUGGCCCUGCCCUCUCUGUCAUGGUCUAUUGACUUUGAAAUUUUUGCUAAGUUAACAUGUAUUUGUUUGUGAUUAGGUCAGUUUAUGGCGAACCACUAGUGGUAGGUCAAUGACAUUUGGUAUGCAGUUGUAUAAGCAUUGGCACAUAUCAUUUCCAUGGAGAAUAUUUGGCCCUGCCCCCUCAGUCAUGGUCUAUUGACUUCAAAACUUUUGCUUAGUUUACAUGUAUUAGUUUGUGAUUAGAUUAGUUUAAGAUGAACCGCUAAUGUUAAGUCAAUGAUAUUUGGUAUGCAAAUUUAUUGGCAUUUGAAAGUCUCUUUUCCAUGGAGAUUAUAUAGCCCCACCCCCUCAUCAUGUUUGUAUUUUGGUUUGUUUAAAGCAACGACUUAUAAUAAGUUAAUGGAAUUUGGUAUGCAGUUGUAUUAGCAUUGGUACAUCUCAUUUCCAUGGAGAUUGUUUAGCCAUGUACCUUCAGUCAUGGUUCAUUGACUUUGAAUAUUUGCAUAACUUACAUGUCAAAGUAUUGCUAUUUUAAUUUCAACAUUUCCAUUAUCAAAAUUACAAAAACGCAGACAUACCUCUGUGUUAACAAUUUAUAUAAAAUUUAUAGAAAUCUAAAGAAAAAAGUAUUAACAUCAAAGGAACAUUCCUAAAUUGAGAUAUUUGUUCUGAAUGUACUUAAACUUAAUGCUACUUUGAAGAGCUGCAAAUUAUAUAUUUUUUUUUAUCUAUUACAAACUUCAAGGAUUUUUUAGUUGCUUUUCUGUGUGAAUUUGGCAUAACAUUUUUAGAACAGAUACAUAUACAUUGUACCUCUAUUUGUGGAAUAAUAAUUUUAUUUUUAAUUAUUUUCAGAUUUUUCAUGCACAUUUCUUUUAUAUUUUAAAGUUUUAAUAGUUUUUAAGUUGGUUUUAUUUAUUAAUGGUUUUCAGGUAUGUUUAUUUAUUGACUUAUCUUUAACUCAUUCAUAAUAAUGGCUUAUUUUUCAUAGGUUACAUCUGAAAUGAUUAGAUUGGGAACUAUGUGCAUCUCAUCUUGCUGAUUGAACUUAAAAUAAGGAUACUACAUACCUUGCUCCCUCUGUCACUCUUGUAUUUAACACAGUCUUUUCCCUCAGAAAACUACAUAUUUAAAAUCCUAAAAAGUUUUGUUUUUAAAUUUCAAUUUCUUAUAUGAGAAUGAUUACCUAGCUUGAUUAAAAAAAGUUGUUAUUGUGUAUGUAUAUAAUGAUCUAUUUACAUCUUUUAGAAUGAUAUAGAUGAUGUAUAGCCAUCCAGUUGUUGAUAUUAAUAAAGAUUGUUAUAUGAUAAAGCAAAA